AUGCGGUUGCUCGUCCUCGUGCUUCUCGUUGUCCCGUUCAUCGAAACUGCCAAAAGGAAAUGCGAGCCUAUUACGAUACCAUUGUGCAAAGGAAUCGGCUACAACAUGACUGCAUUCCCGAAUAAUUACGGCCAUGAGAAACAAGAAGAAGCUGGGCUCGAGGUCCAUCAAUUCUAUCCUCUAGUCGAGGUCGGAUGCUUCCAACAUUUGAAAUUCUUCCUGUGCACAAUGUACACACCAAUCUGCCAGGAAAACUAUGAUCGUCCGAUUCUUCCGUGUAUGGAAUUGUGUCUGGAAGCCAAAAAAAGAUGCAGUCCGAUCAUGAGCAAAUAUGGAUUCCGUUGGCCGGAAACUCUUAAUUGUGAUGCUCUUCCAAAAAUGUCUGACCAAAUGAUUUCUGGAAACAUUUGCGCUGCUCCACCAGACACACCAAAACCAUUGAAGCCCAAGAUUCCCGAACUUGAAGGAAUGGAUAUUGAUUUCAAUCGUCCGCAAGUUGGAAUAAGUGUCGACGAACUCGAAAAUGAAUGCCAGUGCACGUGCAAUGCGCCAUUCCAAUAUUCUAUUUCUCCAAAAACAAAGAUUGGAAAUGUUUCGAAUUGUGCAUAUGCGUGCCACUCGCCAGCUCUUGAUAACAACAAGGGAUUGAUCAAUAAUUGGAUGGCGUUCUGGUCGAUCACAUGCUGUGUUCUGUCCACCUUCACAUUCCUCACGUUUCUCAUUGAAACUGAUCGAUUCCAAUAUCCAGAACGACCAAUCUUUAUGCUCGCAUUUUGUCAAUUGAUGGUCGCUAUUGGAUUCAUGAUUCGAUAUUUCGUCGGCCACGACCAAAUCGCUUGUGAUGCGAUGAAAAUUAAAGGACACGACGACAAUUCUGGCUCACUCUGCUUUUUGGUCUUCCUUCUCACAUAUUUCUUUGGAAUGGCGGCUUCGGUUUGGUGGGUGAUUCUUUCACUCACUUGGGUUCUCGCUGCUGCUUCGAAAUGGUCUUCGGAAGCGAUCGCCUCGUAUUCAUUCCAUUUCCAUAUUCUUGGAUGGGGAGUUCCGACUGCUCAAACAGUUCUUGUGCUCAUUUUCAAUGCAAUCGACGGCGAUCCAAUCACCGGAAUCUGCUAUGUCGGUAAUACCGACAUCGACUUUCAACGCUAUUUCGUUCUUGCUCCGCUCGUGGUCUACUUCAUUCUAGGAGUUAUGUUUCUAAUGAUCGGAUUCUUCAAUCUAUGGAGCAUUCGCAAUGAGGUUCAAAAGCAGCACCCGAGUCUGGAUAAUGCUCAUAAGCUCACACAACUUAUGUCAAAGAUUGGAAUCUUCUCCCUUCUGUAUACAAUCCCGUCUCUUCUUAUAAUUUGCGUUCUGUUCUACGAGCAAAACCAUAGGCCGAUGUGGGAACAAGCCCAGCUGUGCUCAUGCUUCCCCAGACAAACAAUCGGAGACUCGUCAUUGGUCACUGCUCUUCUGAAGACAUGCUGUAUGUGCAUCGUCGGAUGGACUUCCGGAUUCUGGGUGUGCAGCACAAAGACGCUGUCCUCUUGGAAGAAUGCGAUCUGUUGCCUCGGAAAUAGCCGAGCGACCGCAAAAUAUCAGCCAGCAGACAUUCUUUAUGCUAAAUCUGACAUGUCUUCUCCGCAAUUCUACAACACAAAUCUCCGACAUAAUCAUCAAUAUGGCGGAAUUCCAGAUAAAUUAUAA
Molecule: messenger RNA, 1689 nt
Organism: Caenorhabditis bovis
Lineage: Eukaryota; Metazoa; Nematoda; Chromadorea; Rhabditida; Rhabditidae
Source: the annotation of a GenBank genome assembly